Molecule: messenger RNA, 522 nt
Organism: Saprolegnia diclina VS20
Lineage: Eukaryota; Oomycota; Saprolegniomycetes; Saprolegniales; Saprolegniaceae
Exons: 2
Coding region: 61-261 (66 amino acids)
Source: RefSeq, a predicted model, not a curated record
AAAGCUAGGUUUUGUAUACCAUACAAGCGCGGCAAUAUUCAACCGCAAACAAAACAAAACAUGGAUUCGCCACCUCGCUCAGCCACGCGGCAGCCGCCCGUCCCGGGGCACCACCCGGCGCUCGAGAUGCAGCUGGAAGGCGAAAUGCAACCAAUGGACCCCGACGUCGACAUGGGCUACAACCCGCGCGCCGACUUGCUCGUGCACCAGCACUUCUUCAACGACUUUGGGGACGACUUUGACGACGACGAUAUCAACUAAGUGCUGCGUUUAUUCUCUAAGGUAUCGUAAGCACGCGCCGCCCUCCAUUGCGUCCGUUGUCGUUGGCCUCCAGUACCAGUAGAUCGUGACUCGAAUGGCGAGUGCGAAACGAGGUCUAGUGCUAUUCCUAUUGCGUCUGCGCCAUUCCAAUUGAGCCCCUUCUGUGUUGCUACGCUCGGCAACAGACGUGGCAUUGUCCAGGGGGCUUUGAUUCAGGUAAGUAGAAAUACAUUGCAGAAGACUGGAGGAAGGUCGUUGAUG